Messenger RNA from Fusarium oxysporum Fo47, 675 nucleotides. RefSeq lists its product as uncharacterized. The record is from RefSeq and is a predicted model, not a curated record. The transcript has 3 exons. Bases 1 to 657 code for a protein of 218 amino acids. NCBI's taxonomy places the organism in Eukaryota, Fungi, Ascomycota, Sordariomycetes, Hypocreales, Nectriaceae.
AUGUUUCCUCCAUCGAAAAAUGGCAGAGACAGGCCAAUCGUUGCUGACUGGAUGGCGGGUGUCCAGUCCCUUCUUCCCGCGGUGGACUUUGAUCACCCCAAUGACAGUGCUGAACCUAAUCGUCACCCGGAUAUUAGUGCUAUUGAUUUUGCGGCCGACGACUUCAAUUUCACGACAGAUCUAACAGAUGAUGUAUUCUCAAACCGACUCCCUCUAUUAUGCGACGAUACAUUUGACGAUUUCUUCUCAUUCGAUCACGAUGCCAAUGGCAGUGACAAUUCCUACCCCAUCUCCCCAUUGACCGAGAUGGCCCAAUCAGCCAACGCGCGCGCCGACGACGAUCAACGCAGCAUCCCCCGAUCCAAGCGAGCCAACACCACCACUACUGCAGGAACACAGCAGCGCGACGCACAGGAUCUCAGGUGUUGGGACCACGGGUGUAACGGGCAGUUGUUUACGACGCUGAGCAACCUGAAGCGGCACCAGAAGGAGAAGUCUAGCCAGCGGCCUUCUUAUCCGUGUAAUAUGUGCGGUGCUAUCUUUAGUCGCACUACGGCGAGGAAUCAUCAUAUUCAGAAUCAGAGCUGUAAUAGGAUUCGACGACAUUCUAAUGGGAGGGUGCGACCGAAUAGAACGUUGAGGUCAUUGACACAAUAGCGGUGCGCUGGUUGUUUG